GGGGGUAGUUAGACUCUGAGACACAGUCCUGGGUUGGAAUCUGGAUCAGCCACUUUCUUUCUCUGGCCCCGCCCUCUUACCACCUGGCUCCCAAACUGGGAGGUUAAGGGUUAACUCUGGGAAGCCCCCUCUUCACCUGGAUGGGACUGGGGCAGGGAACUUCCUGUUCCACUUUCCCGGAGUUCUUCCCCAGGCUGGCUGAGGCUGACUCUGGCCCUGGGGCCCUCAGAGAACCCCCAGCAUCUCUGCCUCUGGAGUGGGGACCCGGAGAGGUGUGAGAGCAGAGAGGGAGAGAGACCCGAGAGUGGGAGCAGCUGCUGUGAGGCAUCCCCCAAAGUGAAGUAUGCUUGCAGAACCUGUCCUGGCUGCGUGGGAGCAGGAGCAGCUCGGAGCCGUCAAACUGGAGGAGGAGGAGGCCACCGGCCAGGAGGGCCCCAGGCGGCCAGAGGCCAGGCACCGGCCUGAGGUGGCUCACCAGCUCUUCAGAUGCUUCCAGUAUCAGGAGGAUAUGGGGCCGAGGGCGUCCCUGAACCGGCUCCGGGAGCUCUGCAGCCACUGGCUGCGGCCCGAGCUGCACACCAAGAAGCAGAUCCUGGAGCUGCUGGUGCUGGAGCAGUUCCUGAGCGUGCUGCCCCCACACCUCCUGGCCCGGCUCCAGGGCCAGCAGCUCAGGGAUGGCGAGGAGGUGGUGCUGCUGCUGGAGGGUGUCCAGACAGAGUCCAGCAAUGUGGGGCCACUGGAUUUUAGUUUUAAUUCUGGCAAGAACUGUCCCCGUGCAGACAUCACCUUGGAGGAACAUGGGGGCCCUUCCCAGGUCUCCAGCCACAGCCCCAAAGGAGAAGUGCCCACAGAAGGGGCUCCAGCCCUGGAGCCAUCGAAGGAACUCCCACCAUCUCAGCCAGGACCCUCCAAGCCUGCUGAGCUGGGGCCCUGGAGACAUUCCCCAAGUUCAAAGCAGACCCAGAGCCCAGGUCCCAAGAAGACAUUCCAGGCCCUGCAAGAUAGCGCCCCCCAGGGUCCCCUGCUGUGGCUGGAGGAGAACUCCCGAGAUCAGGAGCUGGCAGCUGUGCUGGAGUGCCUGACAUUUGAAGACGUCCCAGCAAAGAAAUCUUGGCCCAUGCACCCUCUGGGAUUUGGAAGCAGAACCCCAGACGAAGAGUUUAACGACGAGCCGGAAGGGGUUGCCCGACCCGCUGCCACCUCAGCAGAGUCUCGGGCAGAUAGUCCCAGGGUGGUGGAAGAGCCCCAUGCGCAGUCGCUCGGCCAGCGCCCGGAGGUGAAUGGCAGCGGCGGAGGAGCGUCGUCUCCCAGCAAGAGUGACGUUCCGGAGGUCAAAGUGGCCGGGGAGGUCCCCAAGUCGGAGCGAGAGAUGAAGGUCGUCUGCCCAGAAUGCGGCGUGAGCUUCCCGGAGCUGGCCCGCCUGGAGGCGCACCAGCUGCGCUCUCACCCGGGGGCGCGGUCCUUCCCAUGCCGGUGCUGUGGGAAGAUCUUCGGCCGCAGCUCCAUCCUCAAGCUGCACAUGCGCACACACACGGACGAGCGGCCACACGCCUGCCACCUCUGCGGCCACCGCUUCCGCCAGAGGUCGCACCUGAGCAAGCACCUGCAGACGCACUCCUCCGAGCCCGCCUUCCUGUGCGCCGAGUGCGGCCAGGGCUUCCAGCGCCGGGCCAGCCUCAUGCAGCACCUGCUGGCGCACGACCGGGACCAGAAGCCGCGGUGUGCCCCAGAGACCAAGACCCAAGCGCCGGAGCCAGCGGCCGUCCUGUGCUCCCACUGCGGCCAAACCUUCCAGCGCCGCUCCAGCCUCAAGCGCCACCUGCGGACCCACGCCAAGGACCAGGGCCACCAGUGUUCCGAGUGCUCUGGCAGCCUGCGCCCGAUCCCUGAGCGCAGGCCCUAUGUGUGCGGCGACUGCGGCAAGGCCUUCCGGCGCAGCGAGCACCUGGGGACCCACAGGCGCGUGCACACGGGCGAGCGGCCCUACUCCUGCCAGCUCUGCGGCCGCAGCUUCAGCCAGAGCUCCCAGCUGGUCUGCCACCUGCGGGUGCACACGGGCGAGAAGCCCUACGGCUGCCCGCACUGCGGGAAGCGUUUCGUGCGCCGGGCCAGCCUCGCCCGCCACCUCCUGAGCCACGGCGGCGCGAGGCCCCACCACUGCACCCAGUGCGACAAGAGCUUCAGCCAGAUACAGGACCUCGCCCGCCACCAGCGCAGCCACACGGGCGAGAAGCCCUGCCGCUGCAGCCAGUGCGGUGAGGGCUUCAGCCAGAGCGCCCACCUCGCGCGCCACCAGCGCAUCCACACCGGGGAGAAGCCCCACAUCUGUGACACCUGCGGCCACCGCUUCCGCAACAGCUCCAACCUGGCCCGCCACCGCCGCAGCCACACCGGGGAGCGGCCCUACGGCUGCCAGACAUGCGGCCGCAGCUUCAGGCGCAAUGCCCACCUGCAGCGGCACCUGGCCACCCAUGCAGGGACGGGGGAUGCGGCGGCGAAUGGGCAGGCCGAGCCCCCCCAGGAGUGUCGGGAGUGCGGCAAGAGCUUCAGCCGCAGCUGCAACCUGCUGCGGCACAUGGUGGUGCACACGGGGGCCAGGCCCUACUCAUGCUUACAGUGUAGCCGCAGCUUCAGCCGCAACUCCCACCUGCUGCGCCACCUGAGAACCCACGCGCGGGAGACCCUGUACUAACUGCGCCGGGUUCCCCAGGCCUGCCCUGCGCGCAUCUCCCCGGCAUCCUCCGCAGCCCAGGCCUGCAGCGGCUGUCCCUGUCCACCACCCCACCCCACCUCCUUCUGAGUCCACCAACCCUGCAUGUUAGUUCUGCCCUUCCCCAGAGGCAUCUCUUCCUGGCCUCAGGCAUGUAUUUCAAAAUGCUCAAAGUAAAACAGCCUUCUGGAAAGUGGUCCUUCUACAUUUUUAAGUUCCCUGAAUACCAUCUGUUACCCUCCCCACUGUGUCAGAGAGAUGCCUUUCUCCUUCCCCCACCAGCACCUUGAAUAACAGGUGGAUGGGAGCAGGUGGGGGAGAGUCCCCCCCACCCCAGACACGCCAGCGGUGUGUGUGUGAGGGGGUGGCCAUUUGUCAUAACCAGCUGUGGAUAAGGCCAAGGGAUCUCACCCUGGAAUAUUUCUCCUCUGGAGUCUACCCCCAGUCUGUGCUGUCCAAUAUAGUAUCCUCUAGCCAUAUGUGGCUGUUUAAAUUAAUUUAAAUUGAAUAAAAUGUAAAAUCCCAGAUUCUGGAUUCUCAUGGGAAAGCGGUUGUUCUGGAACGUUGAUAACUAAUUCAAACUGAAAAUGCUAGCAAGGGAGCGAAACCUGCCUGCCAGGGGUCGAGUUGUCACUUGGUUACCCCUACCCACACGUAAUCCUCCAAACCCAGAGCUGGUUAGGCUGAUGGCCCAACCGUCUUCCUUCUACCCACCUGGCAGUCUUGGCCUCCUUCCCCCUCUGGUGCACAGAUUCAAA
This is a messenger RNA of Diceros bicornis minor, 3468 nucleotides long. It is a transcript of the gene ZSCAN10, whose product is annotated as zinc finger and SCAN domain containing 10. The record is from RefSeq and is a predicted model, not a curated record. Lineage: Eukaryota; Metazoa; Chordata; Mammalia; Perissodactyla; Rhinocerotidae. Bases 344 to 2692 code for a protein of 782 amino acids. The transcript is spliced from 6 exons. Gene Ontology annotation, biological process: regulation of immune system process; negative regulation of transcription by RNA polymerase II; regulation of cytokine production.